Messenger RNA from Aspergillus candidus, 574 nucleotides. Its product is annotated as putative adhesin. NCBI's taxonomy places the organism in Eukaryota, Fungi, Ascomycota, Eurotiomycetes, Eurotiales, Aspergillaceae. The record is from RefSeq and is a predicted model, not a curated record. The transcript has a single exon. The coding region runs from base 83 to 448 and encodes 121 amino acids.
GCAUCAAUCCAGCGAUCUACAACUCAAUACUGCAUCCAAACCUCUUCUCCAAAGUAUAUAUCUACAAAUACCCACCGCAAAAAUGCAACUCACAACCCUCGCCCUCCUCCUCGCAACCGCAACGGCCGCAGUCGCCAUCCCCACGGAGUCCCACCAACCUCCCCCAGUCUGCAACACCUGCAACCCGCUCUCUGGCCAAAACCACUGCGACAUCACGACCUCGUGCAUCAACACCGGCACGCGCUUCCACUGCGCCUGUCGCGCGGGCUACAAGGCCUCCGCCGACAACAACGACAUCAGGAAGCAGUUCCGCCUCAACAUGCCGGACUAUAAGUUCUUGGUGUUUACGCCGGAGUCGACCGAGUGUAAUACGCUUUGCAAUAAUCCUUAUGGGGCGGGUCCGGAUCUCUGUGCCGAGGUGCCUGUUAGGGAUAGGUGUUCUGUUUAGAGGCUGCCUGGCUUAUCCCUGAUUGACUGUCCCGUCUUGGUAUGGGAGGGAAGGGGGUUGGUUGGUGGUGUGUUGGGUAUGGACGUGGAGAAUGAAUCCAUGAGUCUGGUGUUUGGUUCAGAUCGG